Messenger RNA from Arachis stenosperma, 2434 nucleotides. RefSeq lists its product as uncharacterized. The record is from RefSeq and is a predicted model, not a curated record. Bases 75 to 1247 code for a protein of 390 amino acids. The transcript has 14 exons. Lineage: Eukaryota; Viridiplantae; Streptophyta; Magnoliopsida; Fabales; Fabaceae. Gene Ontology annotation, biological process: spliceosomal tri-snRNP complex assembly.
GCUAGCUCUAAAAAGUAAAAACCGAAGAUGCUUCUCAAUUGUUCUUGUUCUUGUUCUCAAGUCUCAACUAAAUUAUGGAUCCUGGAACAGCUUUGGAGCUCGUUAAGCACGGCGUCACUCUUCUCUUCCUUGACGUCCCUCAGUACACUCUACUCGGCAUCGAUACUCAGAUGUUCUCUGUAGGGCCUUCUUUUAAGGGUAUUAAGAUGAUUCCUCCAGGAAUUCAUUUUGUCUACUAUAGUUCUUCAACCAGAGAGGGAAAGGAGUUCUCACCAAUCAUUGGAUUCUUCAUUGACGUUGGCCCUUCAGAGGUAAUUGUUCGAAAAUGGGACAAACAAGAGGAAAGGCUAGUCAAAGUGUCUGAGGAAGAGGAAGAAAGAUAUAUCCAAGCUGUUAAAAAUUUGGAAUUUGACAGGCAACUCGGGCCUUACAAUCUUAGCCAUUAUGAAGAGUGGAAGCAAUUGUCUAAUUUUAUUACAAAAAGUGUAAUAGAACGACUUGAGCCAAUUGGAGGGGAAAUUACUAUUGAAUGUGAAAAUGAUGUGGUAAGAAGCUCAAGUGCUCAAAAAACACCAAUGGAGAAUGCACUAGACAAGCAGCUUAAGGAAAGUAAUUCUGCAACAUCUGUUGGCGAGUCUCAGAGGAAGGGCUGUUACUAUACAUCUAUUCCCCGUGUUGUAAAAUGCAAGGGGAUUAGUGGACAGGACCUUACUUCUUUGAAUCUUGACAAGACACAAUUGUUAGAAACUUUACUGGCGAAAGAAUAUGGAUGUUCUGAAGGCUUGCUUCUUGGAGAACUGCAAUUUGCAUUCAUUGCCUUUCUGAUGGGUCAAUCACUAGAAGCAUUUUUCCAGUGGAAGUCUUUAGUUAGCCUUUUUCUUGGCUGCUCCGAAGCACCUUUCAAGACACGAACUCAACUAUUCACAAAGUUCAUAAGAGUCAUCUAUUAUCAACUGAAGUACGGACUACAGAAAGAUCGCAUUGAUGAAUCAGGACCAUCAUUGUUGGAUGAUUCUUGGCUUUCUGCUGAUAGCUUUUUGCACCGUCUCUGCAAGGAUUUCUUUUCAUUGUUGGAAGAUGGGACAGUCGUAGACGGGGAUCUUUUAUCUUGGGCAAGAAAAUUUAAGGAGCUGUUGGAGAACAAUCUAGGGUGGGAGUUUCAGCAUGGUAGUGCUAUUGACGGAAUGUAUUUUGAAGAGGACGAUGAGUUUGCUCCUCAAGUUGAGAUCAUGGAUGAUGAGGCUUGAGCUGUUUAUUAAAGUGGAUCAUUAACUCUCAGUUUAGAAUACAAUGCAUUUGGAAAUUAAAGCAUGAAGUAUCAUGCUUUUUGUGCCCUAUGGCCAAGUUAUUGUCAUGGUUGAUCCCAUUCUCACAUUGUACAGUUGAACAUAUGUAAAUGCACUUCACCAAACAAUAGAAACUCAGCUUAGAGCUUACAAGAGUUCACGUGCACUUCCAGCUUCCAUUGUGCCUAAAGUCAACGGCACCUAAGGUACAAAGAGAAGAACACAAGAAAAUUAUGGUGCGUUUUUAUUUUCUGUGUUUUCUGUUUUUUGGAUUUUUUAAUGAAAAAAGUGAAAAUGAUAAAAUUUUGUUUUCUGUUUUCACCUCCUAUUUUUAUUUUUUUCUUCACAAAAUUUAAAAAAUAGAAAACAGAAAAUGAAAACGCAAACAAAAUUUUUAAUUUUCCAGAUAAUUUUCUAACCGCCAUAACACAUUUUGCGGAGUUGAAAACCGCUGCAAAUCCAUAGUGAUAUUUUCGUUCGGCAUUUUUAAAUUCCUAAGAUAUUAUAUACGUAUUUAUUAUUCUAUUUAUUUUAAAUUUCUUCAUAUAAUUGUAGAUAAUUUUAAAUUGUUAAUUAUCUUUUGUAUUUCUUUGUAUAUUAUUUAUUCUCAAAUAGUAAUUCACCAAUUAAACCAAUAGCUUGUAAGUUGUGACCUAAUAAUUCAACCGAUUCAAUUAUCAAUUUAAUUCUGAUAACAAUGGCACCAGAAUGUUGAUAAUCAUCACACUUGGUAAAUUAAUCUAAUUCAAUUUGUACUUAAAUUUUGAUUGAUUUAAAUGUAGAAACUUGCAACUAAAAAUCUUCUAAGUUCAUCAUCCUUCCUUCGGGAUUUUGACAUUUUCACACUUUUUAAGAAAAUUACAGACAUGGCUUCAACCAAAAUGGAUGCUUUAAUAUAGAUUGUCCAGGGUUUGUUCAAACAACUCAUGAACAAUAUCUUGGGUCAGUGGUGGUCUGGUGGAUAAAACAUCUGUUUAUGAAGAAGACACAACAGAGAAGGCUUUUUCUAUUACAAAAAUAAUUUUGCCACACUUCAACUUUUUAUUAAUGAUACAAUCCUUUAUAUGGGAGCAAACUUGAGAGAUGUUACUAUGUUUUAUAUUUCUCAGAUAUUUUUAAAGAUUUGUAUAUUUCGCUUAAAUAAAAUU